AUGAGGUUAAACGUUAUAGAGUCUGGUAAUCCUGCCUUGAAGGCUUUCCCUGAGCAGACUCAUGCGCAUCUUUCAAUUGAUAUUGCGUCAUCUUGGGUGUCCUCCCUUGGGUACCAGUUAUUCUUGCUGGAUAAUGGAUCAAUUGAGACCAGCGCUACUUUGGAUCUCGAAUCAGCGACCAUGGGACAGCUGCAGGCAUACCGGAAUUUUGUGCGUAUUCUGGGGUCUGAGAGUACCCUUCUCCGCACCGCACUCUUCUCCUUUGAGCGUUGCUUAACCUGGAUUAAUCCCCGUCCUUUUGCACUCUUCCUGAAUCAGCAGGACGAUUUUCAGCGACUGCGCUCCUUCGCAGCCUCCGAAUCACGUCCGAAUUCUCGUGCAUCGUCCUUCUAUGAUCUUGCCACGGCCUCCAGCAGCCACGCAUCCCUGGCUCCUUCUUCUCGGCCGGCUUCAUCUAUGUCCAUACGAUCGGAUCUCUCCAAUCCUGACACGGAUGUUGAUGCUCGUUCAGAGAGCGGUGUGUCGGCCCGCAGCUUUCAAACUGGUUCCGAUCUCGAUUCCACUAUAUCUCCGGUUCAAAACGAUUCUGUGCGUGAUCUCGAUGCUCCGCAGCUCAAGAGAAAGACCAUCAGGCCUCGGCGCGACGAUCCUUCUAUUCGGAUCACUACUUACAAGUCUGUGGAUCGUCUGAUCCCCAUUUCUGUUGUACCACGGACAUGGGAUAUCCCCAAUCCCGCUGAUUCCGCCGCAUAUCUGUUCCACGCAUCCACGGAGGCAGACCAAUCCCUCCUCAAAAACGAUGACGGUAUUUUGAAGGAUCUCGGGCAGUAUAUUCGCCAGGAGGUACAAUCAACCGGCUUGAAGAUUCCAUUCAAUUUCUCACUAUAUUUAUCUAAGGACCAAGAUUCGUGGGAUACAAAGUCCAGCGGGCACAAGACGGACACUGGUGAUACUGGAGUUGCUCAGUUACUCUCGGAGUCUCCAUAUAUCGCUGUCCGAUGCCGCCGUCUCACAAUGCAUUGCAAUGGUCUCGAUUCCUGUGCCUUGUUUGACACUGGGCUUGUGGAUCAUUGUGUUCGUUAUGCAGCCGAUCCAGAUGAAAUGCAUGCCUUGUGGGUGCCCCAACUGCAGGAUAAUCAAGAGGAAGCUGCGUCCCAUCUUGCUUCUCUCGCACGCUAUCACCGACAGAUUCACGAAAUACGCUGCAAGGUUCAGUGCAACGGCGUUCCAAAACUAGUUCGGAUUUCUGGCAAUCGCAUCUUCAAUGGGCAUUCUCAUUUUGUGGGAUGCUCGGGCUUUCAAGCUGGCGAGGACCAUCGAUACUCAACUAUCCCUAGUCAUAUUGACGAGGAAAUGCUUCGGCACACCCUCGAUAAUGCCGGUCAGCUCCCAGACCUUGUCACCGUGAAGGACAAGUGUUCUUUCACUUCCAAUCCGCGAUUCGGAGCGAAGCAAUGCAAUUAUAGCCACAUUAUUGAUGGUGUUAUUACGCGACCAGGGAUGGUCGAGCGCAAAUGUCCAGUAAAGAUGAUUAUUCUUAUUCCUACUGAAAGCGAGCAGCGCGCGACUCCGGAGCUUGCCUAUAAGGCCAUUAUCUACUUCUCGGGUCCGCAUAAUCAUCCAGCUUGGCCGAUCUCAAAGAUGGGCUCUCAGGAGAAGCGACUUCUUGCCUCUGCAAUCAAGGCGGUAGGUGUCCGUGGACUGACUCCCAGUCAGCUCUUGAAUUCGCCGUCCACCAGCGAUAUCUUUGGUUCGGCUGCACUAGGUACAGUGUCCACUGCUCUCCUGAACAAUCGGUAUAUUCGUGGGGAGAUUUCAUCGGAGAAGAAGAAUACCUUUCCUAGGGGAACGGGUUGGGAAGGCCUGGUGCAUUAUCACUCCAUCACAAAACGUGAUAUAUUGCCAUCCGACCGUUACAUUCACGCGGUAAUUAACAAAGGCGGCUUCCGUGUUGUUGUUACAAUGCAUCCCGAAUUGGCUGAACGCAUUCAUCAAGUCCGAUACCUUGCAAUCGAUUUCACCUUCUCGCGUGUUCAUAGAUCAGAGAGGAUGGACGAAUGGGAGAUCGCUGGAUUUUUGGAUUCAGUUCAGAAACGAUUCACAUUCGGAAGUUUGUUUUGUGACACGAAGUCGACAGAGGCCUAUCUUCAGCUCUGGAUUGAGCUCUUUGACGCUAUCAAACGCAUCACUGGCCGGGUCUUCAAGUUGGCACCCUUUUAUCCCGAUGCAAACUGUCGGGUGAUCUUACUCGAUGGCGAGGUCGCUCAGGCUCUGGGCCUUGGCGAGUUCUUGAAGUCGUACAAUGACCCAGCGACCAGUGGUAUUCAUGCUCGAGAUCCAAUUGAGCUGCUCUCGUACGUGCUCAAAACCUGUAGCGUUCAUUUUCAUCGACAUGUGAAGGAACUUGAGAAGACAACUCCAUUCGACCUUGUUCAGCGGAUCCGCAGCUUUCCGGGACUCGAAACCCGGGAUGAGGUCGAGAGCUGGCUGGCUGAGAUGCCCAACGCUCUACAGCCCUAUCCUGACGCUCAUAAUUGGCUGAAGCACAAACUGAGCAACCGCUGGAUUCUUCCGUCGCUUAGUCCUGUUCUCUCCAAUAUUGCCUCUGACGACUUCAAAACUACCCCGAAUCAUACGAAUAUUGUGGAGACCGCCCAUGCCGCUCGGAAUGCGGAAACUCAGAAGCACGUCGGCCUGCUAGAUGCGAUCCUUGAGUUCAAUUUUGCGGAACAGCGGGACAAUACCCAUGUCGCGAACCUAAUUCAAAUGGAACGCAGUGGUAUCUUACACAGACGCAACAAUACCAUCUACGAUCGCGAGGUAAAUUUGGCCAGGCGCGCUGUGUGGCAGCGAACACUUGCCGCUAAGCAGGACAUUGAUAUUGGGGAGUACCAGUCAGUCAAGGCCAAAAUAGAGGAUGGUAAAAGCGAGUAUGAUGCCUCGCUUAAACGCUCAAAGGCUUUGGAACAACAAAUUAAAUACUGCAGGAAUGCUCUCCGCAUCAACCAUCGUGAUGAGCAUUUUCGGCUCGAACUGAAGGAGCGACUUGCAGAGGAGGAGGCAGAGAAGUCAGCCAGACGGACAUGGCGAUCUGUUCGACGGCCUGCGCUGGAUGCGAGGUUGCUAGAGCUCCGAUCGGGACCACUCGCUCGCAAGCAGAUCCCUGCCAGUGUUGCGACUCAAGCAAUUGACAAUGGCGCUCCUUCUUCAUCUCGUGCUGAUGCCGGACAACCUGUUGAACUCCCCGCUGAACUGGCAACGCCGGAAUCGAACUUGGAGCCAUUGGACCAAUCUUCAGAACCACUUUCAUCAACGUUACUUUUGGAACCGGAGUUUGGGAACCAAGGCGCGAUCGAGAAUUCCCACGAUUUCUGGUCCUUCUACUGGCCAAAGGAGGGGCCGUCUACAACAACCAUCGUCGAUACCACCGAUUCAUUUGGACACUAUGGAGAUCCUGAUUUUGCUGAUCCGGUCUUUUUCAACAUUGAACAAGCGGACAUGGCCGCUCUGAACUUCGAUCUCAGCGAAUCUCAGAUGGGAUCUGAGUUUGCGGGCUUUGAGGAGUUUUCGCAGGAAGUAUGGGACCAAUUGAUCAGCAACAUGCCAGAGAGUGUGGGGGGGAACAGUACGGACACGGGUCUCUCUAUGGAUCAACCGCUUCCGUCUGCUGAGAGAUACGUCCUGCCCAAUCCCCAAUCUGAGAUGGCUUCCGAAGUCGAAUCAACACCUGCCGCUCAACUUCCACUGACCACACGGCGCGAGGUGGCUAAAUCAGACGUUCAGGAUGCUCCGAGACGCUCAUCAGCUCGCAAGCGAGUCCCUCGGACCAGAUCCCAAGACAAUAAGAUUGGGGAAUCGACCUCAAAGAAGCCGAGGAAGGGGUAA
Mycena citricolor is the source of this 3885-nucleotide messenger RNA. The record is from the annotation of a GenBank genome assembly. NCBI's taxonomy places the organism in Eukaryota, Fungi, Basidiomycota, Agaricomycetes, Agaricales, Mycenaceae.